Messenger RNA from Schistocerca serialis cubense, 1436 nucleotides. RefSeq lists its product as uncharacterized. NCBI's taxonomy places the organism in Eukaryota, Metazoa, Arthropoda, Insecta, Orthoptera, Acrididae. The transcript has 4 exons. Bases 232 to 486 code for a protein of 84 amino acids. The record is from RefSeq and is a predicted model, not a curated record.
AUGUACCUGCUUCAGCUUGACUAAUGAUGUCACUCACAUUUUCAUUGAUCUUCUCUCUCACCUUCUUAGCACAUGCUGAGUCAACUUCUAAUGUUGCUACCCUUAAUGUGAGCUCUUCUACAGCUAAAGGUAUGGUGCAAGGCCUUUACACAUGUUAUAUCUUCUCGGCAACUUGGCUCUGGUGUACUGAUAUUGCUAAGUUCUUUCCUUGUUAAUGAUCAAGUGCGUCAUAUGGAUUCAUGUAUAUUAAGCUUCCUGAAUAUUGGAUUAGCAUUUUUCUUCACAGUGAACUAUUUUUGUGCUUAUGGGAUUGUAUCACACACUUAUAGGCUUCCCCUAAGCUGUUUUCUUGUUAAAGAUCUGGAAGCUCUCUUUGGAUUGAUGCCUGAGGUACUCCUUCGUUUGCCAGUACCAGAGAUAUGGAUACUAUUGUUCUUUGUUCCUGUCUGCAUAGUUUGUUUUCUGCAAACGGAGAAGGGAGAGUGAUUUGUGUCAUUUGUAGUUCAUGUACGAAUGGAUUUCUGAUCACUCAAAAGAAGAAGACUGAAAGCUGCCCGACAAAGUUGUAUCAACAGUGACAAUGUACUACCAACACUGACAGACCAGAUUGAAUAAAAGAGUCCUUUACAGCUACAACCAGGGACAUCAAAAAGGAAAGAUAAGUGCAAACUAUUUACGAAUUUAAUUUGUAUGUGGACUCAUGUGCUUGUUAACAAAAUGAGUAGAGACAGGGGCAGACAUGAAGAAGAAGUGAAAGCUGUGGCACCCAGUCAGGACAUGUUUGAGCUGAGUGAAAUCAUAGUCAGCAAAGAAACAGCAAAAACUGGUAUUUUGCAGUUCAUUUAGGCAAAAUUAGAGGAUAUGAAGACAGUUAACAAUAGCAAACUUAGUGCUGUUAAUAAUCAGUUAACUGGAAUAAGAACAGACAAUGAUAGAAAAUUUACUUCACUACAAGGACAGUUAAAAGACCUGAAAACUGAAAACAAUAGUAAAAUGGAUAGGGUACAAUACGAAAUAGACCAAUUUAGUAAUCAGUUUCAAAGCUAAAAAAUGGGUUGUCAGAGGUGUUAAAAAGUGUGAAUGAAAAGGUUGAUGUCUUAGAAAAUAAAUUUAUUGUUUUGAAAAAUGAGCUAGUAAGUGAAUUGGCAAGUCAAUCAAAGGAUGUUAAUGAUGUCAGUGUUGAACAGAAGACUGUAGCAGAAAAAAUGGAACAAAACAUCACCAGUUUAAACCAAAAAAUUUUAAAUGUUGAAACCAAUAUAUAAACUAAUGUAAAUGUUUUAGAUCAACAAAUUUCAGCACUUCAGGAAAAUUGCAUUCACAAAAAUUUGUAUUCAAACAAUGGUACUGCAUGGUUCAACAUUCCUAUCAAAAGUUUUCCGUCAGACAAUUAACAUCCAGAGGAUUUUCUGUACCACUGUAGAGAUAGUUUUGUG